AAAGGCAACAUGGCGUCGAUCACAGAAAGCAAGAUGAAAGAAAUGGAAGCGGAGAUGGACCGCUUUGAGGAGGAGAUCUCCACUGUGCAGGAGGCGCAGAGGAUAGCUGGACAGGCUCGGUUCAUCCUCGGUGCUCAGACCUUCCAGCAUGUGCAGCAACAGCUACAACAUCCACCACCGGGGACUGAAGCAGGCCCAGCAGGUAGUGGAAUGAUGCUACAAGCCCCGCCUCCUCCUCCACCGAGUAGCACUGCCAGUUAUGAACAGCAGACUAAUUAUGCCUUGGCUCCACCACCACCACCUCCACCAGAUAAUGGCUCCAAUCUCCAGCAAUAUCAUCACCCUCCACCCCCUCCACCAUCAUUCCUCCCCCCACAGCUGAGGCACAGACAUCCCCGUCCGCCUCCACCCAUGAUGGCACCGAGACCGCCGAUGGGGAUGCCACCGAGGGGCCCCCCGCCAAUGGGCCCACCAGGAAUGGGCAUGAGACCACCACCAUUAGGACCUCCACCUGGCAUGCCACCGAGGAUGAUGCCACGGCCGUUCCCACACCACAUGCCACAUUACCAUCAACAACGAGAAAUAAAAAAUGACGCCGUCAUCAUUGCCAAACCAAAGAUUGUAUACACAGCGCCCCCUGUGAAGAAGGCAAAGAAACGCAAGGCAAAGAAAGAAAAGACUGAUGAGCCAACCGUGGAGAAACCUGCGGCAGCAGAGGAUACUGUUGUGGAGUAUGAGCCGAGUCCGAUGGCUAGUAUGAUGGAGGAGGAUACAGGCAUGUCGGGGAUGGACAUGGAGGAGCUGAGUGGUGACAUGGACGAUGAGGCCGGCACAUCCAAGAAGGGCAAGGGCAAGAAGAAAAAGGUGGUGAGGACUGCCGCUGGUACAACCUGGGAGGAUGACAGCUUGUUAGAAUGGGAAUCAGAUGAUUUCCGAAUCUUCUGCGGUGAUCUCGGUAAUGAAGUCACCGAUGAAAUCCUAACACGAGCGUUCAGUAAGUACGGCUCGUUUCUAAAAGCCAAAGUCUGCCGCGAGAAACGAACCAAUAAAACCAAAGGAUACGGUUUUGUCAGUUUCAAGGAUCCCACUGAUUUUGUGCGUGCCAUGAGAGAGAUGAACGUCAUGAGUUGGCACUUUAUGCCUUAGAAUCAGAGGAGGCACACUAGCACUGUUUAGACAAGAAGUCUCUCCCACAGUCCUAGGAAUAUUGGAUAGAACGUCACGGGUCAUUCACCAGAACAUUCAACCCUGACCAUCGGGUGAAGAAGGUGGCCGUUAACAUAAUCAUGCUGUAGUUGAGGUUCACUAGUUUGUCAAAAAUGUCGUCAAGACUGAAAAGAAAUUGUCGUCAAGUACAAGGUGAGAGCAGGACUGAAAAUAUGCUUCGUUCAAGUUUUCGAAGCAUCCUAUUCCAUGGGGUAUAUGUCGCAUGCACAUGUUUCCGUUGGAAAGAGGAUCGAGUCACGGCAGAGAAGACUGCAAGAGGUCAUUGAAUUGUACACAAUCAGAAAGAUCCAUGGUGUCAUGGUUCAUUAUGAAUUCAUCAGUCUUUGAGUUAUCAUCUGGCCCUUCUGUAAGGUCAGUUAUCUCCCCGAUACACUUGUAAAGUAUCAACACCUUGUGUUCAACCUACUUUCAUUUAGCCAUUUAUUCAUCAGUUACCACUGUAUGCCUUAGAGGGGGCAGAAUGGUACUGUUUAGACAAGAAGCCUCUCCCACAGCCCCAGGAAUAUUGGAUAGAACGGCACUGUACUGGGUCCCAGUAAUAAAUAUUGCCUCAAGGACAUAUGAUAUUGUUCUGGGACUUAUGUAAGAUUAGUUUUCUCCGCCAAACCCAAAACUGAAGGAUCAACAACCUGUGUUUAGUCAGAACUUUGUAAGUUACCACUGUACGCCUUAGAGGGGGCAGAAUGGUACUGUUUAGACAAGAAGCCUCUCCCACAGCCCCAGGAAUAUUGGAUAGAACGGCACUGUACUGGGUCCCAGUAAUAAAUAUUGCCUCAAGGACAUAUGAUAUUGUUCUGGGACUUAUGUAAGAUUAGUUUUCUCCGCCAAACCCAAAACUGAAUUGGAUUAACACCUUGUGUUUAUUGGCUUAACAUAUGCAAACACUUCCUAAUGAACCCCCUACAAGAGACAAGUGGCUCUUUGUCUCUCCGACUUUGACACCCUCCUGCGAACAUAUCAAUAGAUCAGCCAGCGGUCCUUGGUGUCGCCGCGUGGGUUGACUAUGCCCAUUGAACUUGUUUGCAUAUGCCAGGAACCCACUAUCUGACAUCCAUAGCAGUAAUAUUCCCUAUUCAAACUGUUACAGUCGGGUGCUACACCACAGUCGGGAUAGUGGGGCCAAA
Lineus longissimus is the source of this 2351-nucleotide messenger RNA. Its product is annotated as RNA-binding protein 42-like. Bases 10 to 1146 code for a protein of 378 amino acids. The record is from RefSeq and is a predicted model, not a curated record. Gene Ontology annotation, molecular function: mRNA binding. The transcript is spliced from 6 exons. Lineage: Eukaryota; Metazoa; Nemertea; Pilidiophora; Heteronemertea; Lineidae.